Molecule: messenger RNA, 589 nt
Organism: Seriola aureovittata
Lineage: Eukaryota; Metazoa; Chordata; Actinopteri; Carangiformes; Carangidae
Exons: 6
Coding region: 167-589 (140 amino acids)
Source: RefSeq, a predicted model, not a curated record
UCUGGAGCUUUGUGUUGGGACUCCCAGUCGGGUGAGGACGCAGGACGUAUCUGCGGUUAUUAUGGGAGAUUAAACAGCAGGUAUUGAUCGGCGCGCAGCGGACACUGACAGGUUUGAGAAGACACGGUUGGAGUUGACCUACAGAGCGGACCUGUCCUGGACCAAGAUGACUCAUGUGAAGCAGUUUCAAAGAAUCCCCAUGUCAAAGUCAAUGAGAGGUUUGUGUAAGGAGGAGGACUACGCAUUUCUUGGAGUGUCAGAAAAGACGACAAGAGAAACGGCGGAAGGAGCUGGAGCGUUGGAGGACGACUGGAUAGACAGAAAGGAGGAGAGGGUCCGCCGGCGACUGGACAGGGAGCAGCAGGAAAGAGAGAGACUCCAAGAAAUAGAGGAGAGGAAGAAGGAGAGAGAGCAGCAGUGGCGAACUCAUGUAGCAGAGCUGACCUCCAGCCAGGAGAAGACUCUGCCAGACAGACUGGCAAGACUCAGGAGAUUCAGGGAGUUUCAGAGGAAGUUGCUGGUGGAGGAGUCGGGGAUGGAGGGCGGGGCAGCCGACCACACAGUCAACCAGCUUCUCACCAGGAUGUAG